AUGGCUACAAUUCUCUUUGCCUACACAAGGACAAGUAUUGACACGGCGAAGCGGGAUGCUCAGCGACAUCGCAUUCGCGACCAGAAACUACAAAAAGAGCAAUAUGGAAAUAUAUAUGAUGAAGAUAAAACGGAAUACAAGGCUGGGGCACGAACUGUAGCCCAACCUCAAGGGACGCAGGAGGCUGCUGUAAAAAUAUCAUGCGGUGUAGAAGAGCGAAAAAUAUGA
Molecule: messenger RNA, 228 nt
Organism: Blumeria graminis f. sp. triticale
Lineage: Eukaryota; Fungi; Ascomycota; Leotiomycetes; Helotiales; Erysiphaceae
Source: the annotation of a GenBank genome assembly